AAGGAGGAGGAGGCGAACAUGGAGGACCGAGGACCGUGAGAGCCGAGAGAGCGGUAGUUUUGUUUUUUUUUUUUAUUUGGGGGGGGGGGGAGAGAGGAAAAAAAGUGGAUGUAUUUUCAGCCGAGCUGCUUCUGUGGAGACUUUAUUUUUUAUGUCCGGCAGUUCGAAGGAGAAAGUUUGUAAUGCUGUGAGGAUCAACUUUUCGGGUGGAAAAAAAGGGCAGGGGGUCUGGCGUCAGCGAUAACCCCCCUCACCGUCCCAGCGCUAUGCCGUGGGUGAGCAGCGGUAGACGGGGAGAGAGCUCGGAGCUGCCGCUGCCCGCCGGCUGGGAAGAAGCACGGGAUUACGACGGCCGGGUGUUUUUUAUCGAUCACAACACCCGACAGACCUCUUGGAUCGAUCCCAGAGAUAGGAUUACCAAACCGCUGACGUUUGCUGACUGCGUUGGAGAUGAACUGCCUCUAGGUUGGGAGGUGGUGUAUGACCAGCAGGUGGGAGUUUACUACAUCGACCACAUCAACAAGACCACCCAGAUUGAGAAUCCACGGACGCAAUGGCGGCAGGAGCAGGAGCGCAUGCUGAAGGAGUACCUGGUGGUGGCCCAGGAGGCCCUCCACGCCAAGAGGGAGAUGUAUUUGGUCAAGCAGCAGCGUCUAGAGCUGGCUCAGCGGGAGAUGCUACUCUUGCACGAGCUCUCCGAGGAAGACAACCUGUCCCUCACCAGCACAGUCUCUGGCUCGUCUUCAAAUGCAAAAUAUGACCCUGACCAAAUCAAAGUGGAAAUAGCUUGUAGACGAGAGCGGCUUUCCCGACUCAAACAGGAGCUGGCUCAGAUGAAGCAAGAGCUUCAGUAUAAGGAAAUGGGAGUGGAGACCCUACAGGAGAUUGACAGGAAGAUGUCCUGCAGUCAGACAAACUACAAGCUGGAUGAAGCUCAGGCCAUCUUCAAUGAGCUGCGGAGCAUCAAGAAGGCAAUCAGUACAGGCGAGAAAGAGAGGCAGGACCUCAUCCAGAGCCUGGCUAAGCUGACGGUGAACUUCCAGAGCAGCUUGUCUAUUAGUGACUCAGCAAACGAGGUGGCACAUAGCACUGGACCUCUGGGCGACUCCUGUAAUCUGCAGCAGUAUUGUGACACUGGCUGUCAGACUGACAUCAUGGGAGAGUAUGGUUCCCAAGAGUCCUCGCAACUGGUGGACAAAGUUAAACUCAACUGGCAGUAUGAGGAAGCCAAGAAAACGGUGCAGAAUAUACAGCACCAGCUUGCACAGCUGGACAGUGAGAGCUGGUCAGGUCGGGCAGAGGCAGACCGGGACCGGGACUUCAUGCAACUUCUGCGUGAGAAGGAAGCCCUCCUGCAGGAGAUCAUCCUGGUCAGCAAGCAGCAGCACCCACCAGAGACCUUGCUGCAGCUUGAGGAGGAGCGCCGGAGGCUGGAAGAUGAGGUGCAGAUGGCUCACAAUUCCCAGAGCCAGGGAGCCAAUCAGAGGAUUCUGCAGCAGGAGAAGAGGAAUGUCCUCCUUAGACAGCUUGAGGAGGCCACACGCAUCACCACCUACCUUCACUCCCAGCUCAAGAGCCUGUCAGCCAGCUCUCUGACGGCGUCGUCCAGCAGCAGCCGCGGCUCACUGGCCUCCAGCCGGGGCUCACUGGCAUCAAGCCGGGGCUCUCUCAGCUCUAUCAGUUUCACUGAUAUCUAUGGCCUGCCCCAGUAUGAGCGCCACGAGGGGUCCAACGAGCCUCAUGACUCCCACUUGCGCUACCUAUUGCCCCAAGAAGCCUUGUCCAGAGACUGUCCCAUAUUUACUCCAGAUCCUCUGAUCCAAAGUAAAGCCAAGCGCUCACACGACACCCCCCAGUCCCUGGCCUCCCUCUCCUCCCGUUCCUCCCUCUCCUCCUUGUCACCACCCAGCUCUCCCAUGGACACGCCUUACCACUCUGCCUCUCAGGACUGCCCUCUCACCCAAAUGACAGAAGAGUACAUGGAGCUGGCUGGCCGUGGCCUGUUGGAAGGGCUGCGGGGCAGCCAGUCCCACAUGGCCUCAAAUGCCGCUAUGUCCAGUGGUGAGGAGCCGGGAGGCUCUGCUGCUGUUCACCAACUGGAGAACAAGAGUCACAGAGACAGCACUCCUCAGGGGGCAUUCACGUCCACAGGAGUGACUCUAAGGUGUAAUAGUGCCAACAGAAGCGGUAGGAGGGCCAGGAGAGUGUCUGCAGGCAUGUCAGAGGAUGCUCUGGCCACAGACAGUGGGGUCUUUGAGGCCUGGGGCAGAAGGGCUGAGGAGUCGGAUGAGAUGGUGUAUGUGAAAGAGAUUACUUCUUUGAGCGAGCCUGCUCAGAUCCAGCUUGGAUUACUAUAUGACUCCAGCUCACAGUCUCUCCUUCUACAUCUGCUACAGCUGAGGAAUUUGAACAAGUCUUUUGUGAAAGAUGGCUAUAAAGUGUAUGUGAAGGUGCACUUAAUUCCGCUGGACGCCAGCAGGGCCUGUGCUUUUUACUGUUGUAAAGCGCUGGAGCCGCAAUCACAGAUGAGCUUCAAUGAAGGCUUCCACAUUCCUGUUCCCGCAAACGCGCUGGCAGUGUGUGCUCUGCAACUGUCUGUCUGCUCACUGGGACCGCAGGCGCAGGAGGAGCUGUUGGGAACAGCGCAGGUGAGCUUGGUGGAGUGUGAGGGAAGUACAGAGAUGGUGUUCUGUUGGCUGCGCGUUCAGAUGUUGGGCGGGGCGGAGCUGCCAAGGCCGGAGCAGAAGAGUCUUGGCCACAGUAAACAACACGACAGCCAGGAAGAAGAUCAGAGGCCCAGAGCCUCGGAGACCGUGUGCAAUCUGCUUCCCCGUGUCGUCACCACCACCACCACUCGUCUGGAGGAGGGAGACAGAGAGUUGGAGAGGAAGGAGGAGCCGGGGGAGGCAACGUCAGAGAGGAGCUGGCAGGCAGAGUCGGUGGACAGCGGUUGCAGCAACAGCACAGCAUUCGCGACCCCAUGUCCAGAGGGCUUGUGUGCAGAGGGCAUCUGCACCACCGGAGGGCGCUGUGUCCAUCCAUUCAGCAAACAGCCUACUUCAAAGGUGGAGAAGUCCACUAUGACUGAGGGCAUGUUCCCAGAGCCGUUGAGAGUCCGACCCAAGGAGAGGGGAAGUCGCUGGGGUCAUUCCUCGCCAUUCAUGCGCAGCAGCACCAUUGUUCGCUCUCAGACCUUCUCCCCCGGAGCACGCAGUCAGUAUGUCUGCAGAUUAUAUCGCAGUGACAGUGACAGCUCAACUUUACCAAAGAAGUCUCCCUUUGUCAGAAACACAUUGGAAAGGAGAACAUUGCGAUACAAGCAGCAGCAGUCGUAUAGGUCCUCUUUGGCUGAGCAGCCGACACGUACCUCCCUGGAUCUGGAGCUGGAUCUCCAGGCCUGCAGGACACGUCAGAGGCAGCUGACAGAGGAGCUGAGCACCCUGAGGGAGCUGAAGCUUCGCCUGGAAGAGCCACAGGCCAAGGAGGCAACUGAGCUGCCCCACUGGGCCCUGAGGGACGAGCGCUUCCGCUGCCUGCUCAGAGAGGCCCAGAGACAGGCCAACCAAAGUCGGCAGGAGCAGCGGCAGGAGGAGGCGGCAGAGAGGAGGCUGAGGAAGGCCUCCAAAGAGGUUCUGCAAAUGAGGGGGCAAAGCCAGAAGGAGCCCCUUCCUGUGCAAACCUUCAGAGAGAAGAUGGCUUUUUUCACAAGACCAAGGUAUAACAUACCUCCUUUUCCAGCUGAUGACGUAUGAGAACUUGCCUCUGUGUUAUGUGACUAUAUGAAGUAUUUGUCAAAUUUCAUGAAGUACAAAGUUUAGUUAUUUCUAAUGAGAAUACAGGCAAUGACGCGCAAAUUUUGAAGAUUCAGAGGUUUCGCAUUUUCAAGAGCGUUCGUGUGGCUAUACUUAUGAACAUACACAAGUACACACAAUACACAGUUAUUGACAACAGCAUGACUGUUCAUUUCCUUUUUUGGGAAGAGGACUUUUAUAAAAAAAAAAAAAGAAGCAGUAUCUCUUAACUCCUGUAUGAUUUAUUUCUGUUGUUUGUGCUUACAAAAGGCUGGAAGACGGGAACAAAGUCAGUUUGGACAAAUUCACUGUACUGUAACUUAUUUUAUAGUACUUUUCCUUGAAGGAAAUUUAAAACGCUUCCCGCUUUUUAAGUGUAUUUUGUAGCUUUGAACAAAUAGCACUUCAGUGUUUUUACAUAAAGUAAAAUGGAAUUAUUGUCUGAUUUUUGUUUCUGUUACUUAAUUCUUAAAAGUUAUUUACAUAAAAUGUCACUUUGUAAUCCACUUUUAUUACAGAUGUCGUUCUUUUGUUAUGUUAUUAAAAUUAAUAUUAAUUAUUUCAUGUACUUUUCAAUAUAUGGAUGAAUAUAUGAAACACUGUAUUCAGAUUUUUAUGAUGUCUGUAUGAACAUCUGCAGUGUUACCUCUUGUGAAGAUAAAAUCAUUAAACAACCUCU
Lampris incognitus (smalleye Pacific opah) is the source of this 4470-nucleotide messenger RNA. It is a transcript of the gene wwc3, whose product is annotated as WWC family member 3. Gene Ontology annotation, molecular function: molecular adaptor activity; kinase binding. Gene Ontology annotation, cellular component: cytoplasm. Gene Ontology annotation, biological process: regulation of DNA-templated transcription; regulation of hippo signaling; negative regulation of organ growth. Bases 267 to 3752 code for a protein of 1161 amino acids. The transcript has 23 exons. The record is from RefSeq and is a predicted model, not a curated record. Lineage: Eukaryota; Metazoa; Chordata; Actinopteri; Lampriformes; Lampridae.